AUGGCGGUGGCCUUGCUCGGACUCGCCAUGGCGGCGCAUCUGCUGCAUGUGGGAGUUCACGGGUCGCCUGCAUGCUUCCUUCAGGCCCCUCGAGGAGAAGUUUCCUUCCUGUCGCUAGCUUCAAGAGCAUCUGUUUGCCCUAGAGUACAAGCAAGGGGCAACAUCGUAGCUCAGAAAUACGGGAAGGCUCGGAUAGGGAGCAGUGGCAGGCAGGCGAUGAAGGCGCUGGGGCUGAGCAUGGCGGGGAGCAUGCAGAAGUCGGAGAUCAAAGACUUUCUUACCCAGCGCGCCCUUCAGAACCUUCUCUUCAUCCUUGGGGACCUCGGCAGGGAUGACAUCACGGCCAACUGGCUGGAGCGCUGGAACGGGCACGAUGGUCUCAAGAAGUACCACGGCUUCAGGGGGCUAAAGAUGGACUGGCACUGCUACCUCUCGACUCUGAUCCGCACACCUCCUGAGAAGAUGGUCGUGGAGUUCAAGAGGAGAGGAGCAGGAGUGGGAGGAUGGAGCAAGGACAACCCUUACCUGCAGAACCAUGUGUAUGAGUAUGAAGUUACGGUGGAGCCUAAAGUCCUCGCGGAACGAAUGAUGUGA
Molecule: messenger RNA, 594 nt
Organism: Guillardia theta CCMP2712
Lineage: Eukaryota; Cryptophyceae; Pyrenomonadales; Geminigeraceae
Exons: 4
Coding region: 1-594 (197 amino acids)
Source: RefSeq, a predicted model, not a curated record